GCCUGUGGCCUCUCAAACACUGUGACGUGUGUUGUGGAAAUGGCCGAGGAACAAGCCCAGCAGACAAUGUUAAGCUUUUAAAGUCCACAAAACACGCAAAGGAGGUGAACGACGUGUCUCCGGCGGACACGACAAACGCCGCGAAGGUUACUAAAAAAGGAGCCAACAAGCUACUCGAACCGCCCGGCCAGCGCCUUUUCUUCUCCGGUGGCUGAGGAGCCACCAUGGAGGACAUCAACUCUAAUAUCAACGCCGACCUGGAGGUGCGGAAGCUCCAGGACUUGGUGAAGCAGCUCGAAAAGCAAAACGAGCAGCUGAGGGGUCGCUCAAUGAUUAUGUCCGGUCACCACAGACCCCACAGCGCCGGCUACGAGUCGUCGUCGCUUUCAGCGGGCGAUCUGGGUGGCUUCCCCGGGGUGGGGUUCGCCGGGACGGACGGCUACGGCGACCUGUUGGAGAACCGCCGCUGCCGGAGCCCCAGGCUGUCCUACGACGGCGUCAGCUUCAGGAGGGUGUACGAAUGCGACGGCGCCUCGGCCGCCACCUCCGGGUCGAGCCGGAACUCGCGUUAUUCGGACGAUGAGGGCGAAACGUCGAUUUUGGACCAGGUGGAGAUCUUAGACCUGGAGGACAUGGACUGUCUGCAUGAGGACGACGACAGCUGGCUUUACGAGGCCAAGUUGAACAGUCCUCUGCAGAAAGCGCUGAGUCCCGUCGUGUGGUGCCGCCAGGCUCUCGACAACCCCAGCCCCGACAUGGAGUUAGCCAAGCGCUCGCUCAUCCACAGACUGGACCUCACCAUGUCAGCCAACAAGCGGCGGAGUCUCUAUGGGAGUGGAUACAACCAGCAGGUGACCUACAGUAGCCCGUACAGCACAAACGCCGCAAACAGUCCCUACAGCAGCGGCUUCAACUCGCCCUUGUCCACCCCCAGCAAGGUGCCCAUCGUCAGGCAGCAACUGAUGCCCGUAAAUGCAGCGCACCAGCGGAACGCGACAUCAGAAAGGAAUCCGCCGGCUGUCAGCCCGCAGUCGUCGGUGGACAGCGAACUGAGCACCUCCGAGAUGGAUGAAGACUCAGUCGGCUCCUCGACAACCUACAAACUCAACAACGUCAAUGAUGUCCAGAUUCUAGCGCGCAUGCAGGAAGAGAGUCUAAGACAGGACUACGCCGCCUCGGCAUCCAGGCGGAGCUCAGGUUCGUCCUGCCACUCGCUGCGACGCAGCACCUUUAGCGACCAGGAGCUGGAUGCGCACAGCCUUGAGGACGAGGAGGAAGCGGUGCACCCGGCCUUCCACCCGCCCUCCAACCGCUUCAGCCCCUCCCCUCGGCACUCGCCCCGCGCCUCCCCCAGGAAUUCGCCCCGUUCACGCUCCCCUGCCCGCUCCAUUGAGUACAGCCACGGCCGCGGAUCGCCUCAGCCAGUCAUCAGCCGCCUGCAGCAGCCUCGCCACUCGCUGCAGGGUCAUAGCCACGAUCUGCAGACCAACGUGGUGAAGAAUGAAGAAAAACUCCGUCGUAGUCUUCCCAACCUCACGCGCUCCUCUGCGGCACCACUUCAGGGCCCAGAGCCUGUCAAGAAUAGCCGAAGCUGCGAGUCCAACUUGCAGGUGCCAAACAGCGGGUCUCCUCGGCACCAGAGCCCGUCAGCCCCAGCACGUCAGCCCCCGAGACACUCAAGCCCCUCGGCCCCAGCCCCCAAAUCCAAACAGCACCUCCAAACCCCGGUGACCCGGCGAGUCCCACUCUCCUGUUGCUUUGGCGAUGAAGGUGACUUUAUUCCAGCAUCCAGUAAGCUGCGGACCCCAGCCACUCCCUCGCCCCUUGCCUUGAGGCAGCCCGUCAAGGCCACUGCCAACCCCGCCUCAGUCGCUGGCUCCACCCCAGGUCGCUCCCUGGCUCCGCCCCGCAGUGGCCUGCCUCGUCCCAGUGUCCCAGCGGGCGGCGGUGGGGGUAUCCCUCUGCCCCGUAGCAAGCUGGCGCAGCCUGUACGCAGAAGUCUGCCAGCUCCGCGGAUCUACAGUGGCACCAGAGACAACUUAAGGGAGGGCUAUUAACGUGUUGCUGAUCUGAGCCAGCAGGGGGCGCUCCCCUCAAACAUAAGAAGGAAGACUGCAUGGCACUUUAUCUACCUUGAUGACUUUUUACGGUGACAAUGCCCCAGGAAUAUUUAAAAAAGUAAUAAUAAUAAAGAGGAAUAAGAAGGACCCUCCAUUGUGUCCAGGAUGGGGUCACGCAUGCAAACGGCCAAAAGAGAACGCCAAAGAACAAACGCCUGCCUGCUUCGCCACAGACAACAUGCCGGCACUCUUGUUGGGCUGCUCAAAUGUUCCCAUGUCGCCUUAUUCUCAGCGACCACCGGGAUCAAGAAGACACCUCUUGACGACGUACGAGUGAGCUUUGUGACGUCAAUGACCUCCAAGACAAUGCCAAUGGAGAAUGACGGCCACAAUCAAAAUAAAUCUUUCCUCUUGUAAAAAGCACCCAGAGAGAAUGCACAACUUAACUUAUUGAAAUUACGCCAAGGGAUCCUCCACUGUUUGGGCAAGUAUCGCCUAUUAGAAGUGUCUGAAAGUUUUUAUCAUGAUCCAAAAACCACAUUUUUUAAACGCGGGAGUCGCCAUCUUGUCUUGUCCUUACACAAUAACAACAUUUGUAGUCAGUCAUGUAAAUUACUGAAAGUGUUGCAAAUAAUGGGCUAGAUGACUGAGUACUUAGAGGGGGAUCAUAUGUUGCGUUUCAGAAAACUGGGAAAUGGAAAUUUCCAGGAAGUUCCAACUCACGAAUUUGCCACCAUAACGCUAGUGCUAAACACUUCUGACUCCAGGUGGGAUGUCCAUACAUUCAUCCAUUCAUUUUCUAUGCCGCUUGUCCUUACUAGGGUUGUGGGAGUAUGCUGGAGCCUAUCCCAGCUGACUUUGGGCGAGACACCCUGGACUGGUUGCCAGCCAAUGGCAGGGCACAUAUAGACAAACAACCAUUCACCCUCACAUUCAUACCUAUGGACAAUUUAGAGUCACCAAUUAACCUAACAUGCAUGUUUUUGGAAUGUGGGAGGAAACCAGAGUACCCGGAGAAAACCCAGGUGGGAUAUUUACCUUGCCAACCACAGCCCAUGAUGUGAGGUCAUCAUACAAGAUGGCAACACCCAUGUUUUGGAUUGAAUUUGAUCCAAAUAGUGGAGGAUCACAUUAAAGACGCCACACGUCAGUAUCAGUAUUCUUAAUUUUUCAAAUGUACAUUUGAACCUCGAUUGCAAGCUAACGCUCCAAAGCAUUUUUUGAGUUGCUGUCUUUCUUUCCAAAGGCUCAAGUUGUAAUUUUUCCAUGAAGUGCUUUGAUCAUUUUGUUACGGUUCAGGUCUGAAAGUCUCAGGCGGAGCCAAGGUGACAAUAAAACAAAACCACUGGCACUGACACCCCCCCUUUACCAUGACAGCCUUGAUUGUUUUACCGACUACCAGAAUACAUCGUGACGUCGCUCAUUUUGAGACAAAGCUGGCAAAAGCCGACCAUCUUUGCUCAUCCGGGACAGUUAAUCAUAAGGAUGUCACAUGACCUGUUGGAAAAUCAGCUUCAUUUCAUUUUUGCUAGAUUUUUUUUUUUUUUUUUCACUUUCAGCCAUUUAAACGUCAACGUUAUUGGCUCCUUAUAUCUCUUCCGAUAACUUCUCAGUGUGUCAUUCAUGCUUUAAAAAUGAGGAAAAAAAAGAACUAUGAUGCUAGAAGAAGAAAAAAAGUGUGUCCAUGGUGGGGAAGCUCAUCUGCUAAAUUGGUGUGGUGGCUUGUUUAACUAGUGCCUAAUUUUAAGAAGUGUCACAUGAUUUUAAGUGUCUAUUCAUUAUCAUUUUUGUUGUGCCAAUUUCAGGUUUGCAAAGUUUACUGGCAUCUUUGCUUUUAUGGAUUUUUUUUGCCUGCCUGCCUAUUUUUGUAAUGGAAUCAAUACAUUUAUUAUUAUUAUAAUUGCUUUGGAAAAAUGUUUGAAUAUGCGCCUUCAUAUUUAUAGCUUAUCACUCAUUGUGUAAAUGUAAAAAAAAAAAAACAACCUAUUUAUUAAAUAGAGAGGUGCCUCGGAUGAUAUGCAGACUCAGUGGGAGGAAUGUUGCUAAAAGACCAACCACACCUUUUGUGUGACACUUUUUGUUAUUCGAUCCUUUUUAAAUUCACAAACAUGACAUUCAGUUUUUUGUGUAAAGUCACAUUUCAAAUAAAAGUGGAAUUCUUUUAACUUUUUUUGUUAUUUUCCAUUUGCUCAUUGUUUUGGUCCUUUGAGAUACACUACACAAAAUUUUGCCACUGAUGUUACAUUAUCACAACAGAUCAUAGCAUUCUCCAAAUAUUAUGCAAAUAUGGCCCCUAGUAGUUUUGACAGUAAGAUAUUAGCGCAACUGGACACUGCUGUUAAAUUAAAUCAGUACGAAGACUCUUAAAUAUCAAUGUAGAGUCU
Messenger RNA from Dunckerocampus dactyliophorus (ringed pipefish), 4444 nucleotides. RefSeq names its product SLAIN motif family, member 2 (gene slain2). The transcript is spliced from 10 exons. The coding region runs from base 225 to 2057 and encodes 610 amino acids. The record is from RefSeq and is a predicted model, not a curated record. Gene Ontology annotation, cellular component: microtubule plus-end. Gene Ontology annotation, biological process: positive regulation of microtubule polymerization; cytoplasmic microtubule organization; microtubule nucleation. Lineage: Eukaryota; Metazoa; Chordata; Actinopteri; Syngnathiformes; Syngnathidae.